AUGGACGAACUUCUCAAUAUUCCAGCAGCAGUGAAUUUUGAUGAGUCAAUAGCUCAUUAUGAAAUUCAUGCUCAUCAACCAUACGCAUCUUCAUCUUUUAACAAUAGCGAUGAAAUUCGAAUCGCAGUACAACAUCAAGACUUGUGCAUUUUACCUAGUAAAAGUUCAUUACACAUUUUUGGUAGAUUAACUAAAAAUGAUGGAAUUACUCUUACACAAAACGUACAUUUAAGUAAUAAUGCUGUAUGUUUUUUGUUUGAUGAAAUUCGCUAUGAACUAAAUGGUAUUGAAAUUGAUCGCUGCAAAUACGUUGGACAUACUACAAUCAUGAAAAAUUACACCUCGCAAACAUCAAAUCAGCUAAAUUUUAUUGAAAAUGCUGGAUAUUCAAAAAUUGCAGCUGAUGCAAGACUUACUUUGGAAAAUGGUUAUUUUGAUGUCACAAUACCACUCAACAUGAUUUUUGGUUUUGCUGAAGAUUAUAAAAAAAUCAUUAUAAACGCUAAACAUGAACUUAUUUUAACAAGAGCACGUUCUGACGUGAAUGCCGAUCCAUUAAUUUCAAUAAGUUUUAGGUCGUGGGAAAUGUAUGAGUAUCCUUUGAUUCCUACAAGUUCAAAAGUUUUGUGGCAAAUUAAAACAUCAACGCAAUUAGAGAAACCUCGUUAUGUUAUUGUUGGAUUUCAAACAGCGAGGAAAGAUAAACGAAAAAAAUAUGCCUGUCAUUUUGACCAUUGUAAUAUUAUAAAUGUUAAACUCUUUUUAAACUCACAAUAUUAUCCUUAUGGAAAUUUAAAUCUAAACUUUGAUCAAAAUCAGUACUCUCUACUUUAUGAAAUGUACGCUAAUUUUCAAUCAUCCUAUUAUGGUAAAGAUUCAAAACCUAUUUUAACAAAGGAUAUUUUUAAAAGUCUAUUUCCUCUAAUUGUUAUUGAUUGUUCUAAGCAAAACGAGUUUUUAAAACAAGCAUCAGUUGAUGUGAGGUUAGAAUUUGAAGCAGGAAUCAACAUGCCAGCCGAGACCACCGCCUAUUGCCUAAUCAUCCAUGACCGCGUCAUACAAUAUAAGCCAAUCAGCGGCGUUGUAAAGAAACUAUUGUAA
Messenger RNA from Leptopilina heterotoma, 1101 nucleotides. RefSeq lists its product as uncharacterized. The transcript is spliced from 2 exons. The record is from RefSeq and is a predicted model, not a curated record. NCBI's taxonomy places the organism in Eukaryota, Metazoa, Arthropoda, Insecta, Hymenoptera, Figitidae. The coding region runs from base 1 to 1101 and encodes 366 amino acids.